AUGCAUACAGCCAACAAGGAUACCGGAGUUCUGGUGGUUUCUUCCAAGCAAGAGGCAGCUGUCGCUGUGGUGGAGCUGAAUCGCGCGAUCAAACGCAAUGCGUUAUCGCAGAGCUUGAUCAACGAGUUGCUGCAGACACUGCGCGAGUUAGAUCGCGAUGUGGAAGUACGAGCGAUUGUGCUUACGAGUACCGGCGAGUCCCCGUUCUCAGCUGGGGCGGACAUUCAAGAGCUAGCAAAGAUCUCCACUGCGGACGCGUAUCGCAUUGGAUGGCUAAAGGACCUCGAGGCUGGAUUUGCAACGCUGCGAACGCCAGUUAUCGCAGCAGUGCGAGGAUUCGCUUUCGGUGGGGGCUUUGAAGUCGCACUCAUGUGCGACAUGCUCUACGCUUCGGAGAAUGCUCGAUUCGGAUUCCCAGAGAUAAAGCUCGGCACCAUACCUGGGGCAGGAGGAACUCAAAGAUUGACGAAAGCCGUCGGAAAGCAGAAGGCCAUGGAGUUUAUCCUCACCGGUGAACCUGUGACGGCCCGCGAUAUGGAGCGAUACGGUAUCGUGAACAAGAUUGUUCCUGCCGAACAAGAUGUCGUCACCGAGGCAGUAAAACUCGCAACGCGCAUUGCGACCUUUUCAGCUCCUGCUAUUGGGUUAGCGAAGCAGGCCAUUAGAACUGCCGAAACAACGACAUUGGAAGCAGGUCUGGAACUUGAGCGUGCGUUGUAUUACAGCAGUUUCUCGCUUGCAGACUGUAAGGAAGGCAUUGCGGCCUUUCUAGAGAAGCGGACCCCAGGCUUCAUCCACGAAUAGCCCCGCUUUCGCGUGCUCUAAGAUAGUCAGUGCAAACUGUAUGCUCAAUUGAACUCGACCUGUAUAGAGAGCUAAGGAGCAUGAUGUUGUUUUAAAGUUGACGAGAUCACUCCGUGGGGCCAUGCAUACUUUAAACACGGUAACGUUGCACGUCAUCCUCCGCGGCCCCACAAGUGCCGACACAAUGAACCGUAUCCGAGCACAACUAUAAUUUAUAUGGAAAAG
Paraphaeosphaeria sporulosa is the source of this 1029-nucleotide messenger RNA. RefSeq names its product enoyl-CoA hydratase. Gene Ontology annotation, molecular function: enoyl-CoA hydratase activity. The transcript has 6 exons. Gene Ontology annotation, cellular component: mitochondrion. The record is from RefSeq and is a predicted model, not a curated record. Lineage: Eukaryota; Fungi; Ascomycota; Dothideomycetes; Pleosporales; Didymosphaeriaceae. Bases 1 to 804 code for a protein of 267 amino acids. Gene Ontology annotation, biological process: fatty acid beta-oxidation.